AGGUUUAGGCCCAAAACCUAAAUUAAAACCCUCUUAUAAAAGCUACAAAAUCCAGAGCACUCCGACUUCCUCACAUUCCUAGGGUUUCUCUGUAUCUCUCCUUCGGCUUCCCCAACCUCUCUGCAUUCGGCGGCUCAUCCUCAACCUGCAACCAUGCCGUCCCACAAGUCAUUCAUGAUCAAGAAGAAGCUCGCCAAGAAGAUGAGGCAGAAUCGUCCCAUCCCUUACUGGAUCCGUAUGCGUACCGACAACACCAUCAGGUACAAUGCGAAGAGAAGGCACUGGCGCCGUACCAAGCUCGGGUUCUAAGGUGUUAAUCAUAAUAUUUCUGCACUUGUUUGGUUUUAUUUUGCGGUAGUGGUUUUUUUUGAAGGGGAUUAUUAUCAUGUAAGGUUUCAUUUCGUAGAACAAUGACAAUACUAUGGUAUUUUUAGAUUUGAAUUAUUUCUUGUUGGAACCCCUGUAAUCAGAUGCUUUUCAUAGCAAUUAUUUAGUAAUACGACUGUUUUGUUGUGUUUCUAUUUA
Messenger RNA from Chenopodium quinoa (quinoa), 525 nucleotides. RefSeq names its product 60S ribosomal protein L39-3. Gene Ontology annotation, molecular function: structural constituent of ribosome. NCBI's taxonomy places the organism in Eukaryota, Viridiplantae, Streptophyta, Magnoliopsida, Caryophyllales, Amaranthaceae. The transcript is spliced from 3 exons. The record is from RefSeq and is a predicted model, not a curated record. The coding region runs from base 154 to 309 and encodes 51 amino acids. Gene Ontology annotation, cellular component: ribosome; cytosolic large ribosomal subunit. Gene Ontology annotation, biological process: translation.